Molecule: messenger RNA, 698 nt
Organism: Phytophthora sojae
Lineage: Eukaryota; Oomycota; Peronosporomycetes; Peronosporales; Peronosporaceae
Exons: 1
Coding region: 24-638 (204 amino acids)
Source: RefSeq, a predicted model, not a curated record
UCGCCGCCAACUGCUUAUCGACCAUGGCUCCUUCCUUCCUCUCGUCGCUCUCGGCUGCUGCUCUACUCUCCAGCGCCGCGCUGCUCGCUCCGACGGCUGACGCGCACCAGGUCGUGCUGCUACCUGCGCCGACCUACACCACGGACGACAAGGCCACCAAGUACGCGCCGCUGGCCUUCCUGGAGAACCAGGGCUACGAGACCGUCGAGGACUUCAACGCGUGGCGCCGCGACAAGGGCUACAAGACCCUGCGCGCCUUCAUGGACGGCGCGUCCUACACGGUGGCCGACGGGGCCGACUACUACUGCGGAUUCACCGACAUCAAGGGCGUCGCGCAGCCCAUUCCGGACGGCACCAUGCGCUCCACGGGCUACACGCACGACGGCCCGUGCGAGGUCUGGCUGGACACCACGCGCGUGCUGCAGUCCGACAACUGCCACGAGACCUUCAGCGGCAAGACGUACGACCUCGACUACAGCUCGUGCAAGGGCUCCUGCACCCUGCGCUGGUACUGGCUGGGCGUGCGCUUCCUCAAGAACGAAUACUCGUGGCAGGUUUACAAGGCGUGCGUGCCGCUGUCCACGUCGGCCAGGCGGCUCGAAGCCGCGGCCAACGAGUCCGCUGCCCUUGAGUUCUAAGGCUAACUCGAAGUUCACGAUCCUGAAGCGGUCGUAGCGUUACUUGUUUGAAGUCAAUCG